This is a messenger RNA of Colletotrichum graminicola M1.001, 1356 nucleotides long. RefSeq lists its product as uncharacterized. The record is from RefSeq and is a predicted model, not a curated record. NCBI's taxonomy places the organism in Eukaryota, Fungi, Ascomycota, Sordariomycetes, Glomerellales, Glomerellaceae. The coding region runs from base 1 to 1356 and encodes 451 amino acids. The transcript has a single exon.
AUGGAGCAGAAGCUGCGACAGCCUGGUAUUUUUGGCCAGCUUUGCUGGGAUACAUACACGGUCAUCAUCCUCGGAUUCCCAGACCAGCCCGGCACCACUCGCGACGAUGUCCUGGCGACCCUGGACAGGAGCGCACUCAAGCUGCUCGAGGCGUACCCGUCGCUUGCAGGUCAAGUGAUCAAGACGGGCCAGACUGCCACCAACUCUGGCAGAUACGAGAUCGUGCCUUAUCCGCCGCAUCAGGGCAAAUCUCCCGUUCUCCGCAAGGACUGCACGCUCCUCUGCCCUGCGUACGAACAUAUCGUCAAGGCCGACGCCCCCUUCGCCAUGCUGGACGGAGAGGUCCUCUGCCCGGUGAAGGGCAUGGGUUAUCAGUACGAUGCCGGCACCGAACUGCCUGUGUUUGUCGCACAGGCCAACUUCGUCGACGGCGGCAUCCUCCUUUGUAUCGCCUCCAUGCACAACGCCCUAGACAUGAACGGCCAAGGCACUGUCUUGAAGAUGUUUGCUGCCGCCGGCAGGGGCGACGAGUACGACCCCAAGCUGGUAGCAGCAGGCAACCGGGACGCUGAUACCAUCGUCCCUCUCCUGGAACCCGGGGAGCCGGCUGCCGAUCUCGAUUUCAUGCGUCGUCCCUCCACGCUCCAGGCCGCCCCUCGACCGCCGAGCCCGCCAAGACCAAUCGAUUGGCACUACUGGCGCUUCUCGGCGAAACAGCUUCAAGACUUGAAGAAGGAAGCAUCGAGCGGACGCACCUGGGUUUCCACAAACGACGCCAUCACCGCCUUCCUUGUCCUGCGCCUCAAUGCAGUCCGCGUCCGCGAAGGACGAGUGGCCAAAGACGAGAUUGUCCAGCUUCAACGUGCCGUGGACUCGCGCUCAGUUCUCAAGCCCCCCGUCGAAGACGGCUACCUCGGCCACCUUGUGGCGCUGGCCGAGACGACCUGGAAAACCGCACAAGAGCUCGCCGACGCGACGUUGGCCGACGUUGCCGUCGAGAGCAGAGAAUCGCUCAAGCAGGUCGACGAUCACUUCGUUCGCAGCCUCGCCACACUCAUCAACAGCACCGAGGACAAGACAACAAUCUUCUACGGCGCCCGUGUCAAGCCCGGGAGGGAUUACUUGUGCUCUUCGUGGGCCCAGCUUCACUGGCUCAACACCUGCGACUUUGGCAAGGGCCUCGGCGCGCCGGAUUUCGUCAGGCGUGCGCGCAUGUCGCCCGUUCCUGAUUUGACCUACAUCAUGCCGAAGAACCGCGACGGGGAUAUGUUCCUCGCCACGUGCUUGUUCCACGAAGACUACGUGGGACUUGCCAACGACAAGGCCUGGACACAGCGGGCUUCUCUCACCGGCUAA